Messenger RNA from Uranotaenia lowii, 1521 nucleotides. Its product is annotated as retinaldehyde-binding protein 1-like. Gene Ontology annotation, cellular component: membrane. The record is from RefSeq and is a predicted model, not a curated record. Gene Ontology annotation, molecular function: phosphatidylinositol bisphosphate binding. The transcript has 2 exons. Lineage: Eukaryota; Metazoa; Arthropoda; Insecta; Diptera; Culicidae. The coding region runs from base 58 to 1059 and encodes 333 amino acids.
UCGUUCGUCGGUUGGAUUCAGAUCGGAUCGGAUUCAUCAUCAAUCGGGUUGGCAAAAAUGACGGUUACCUACGGAGUGGACAAGUGCCCGAAAAAGUUCGAUGAAUACCGCUGUACGGUGACGGAGAAAUACCGGGCCGUUGCUAAGGAACAGCUUAGGGAGGAUGACACUCUGAGGGAACAGGCUUUGGAAGGGAUGAGGGCCUGGAUUGCUAAACAUCCUUAUAUCAGACGUUGCCGAACGGAUUCCCUGUUCUUGUUGCGAUUCCUGAGACAGAGGAAGUUUUCAAUCCCUCUGGCCUGUGAAACACUGGAACGAUACCUGGCUAUGCGGCAAACUUUCCCGCACUGGUAUCAGAACCUGGACCCACAGGAUGCAGACAUGCAGGAAAUGAGCUUCAACGACGUUUUCCAAGCACUCGGAUUCGAUGAGCACGGACGUAUUCUGAUCCUGAUUAAAUCCCGAAACUUCAAUGUGGAAAAGUUCACCCUAGUCCACUUGGUGCGGUACCUGCACAUGUACAUGGAAAUCCUUUCGAGUGACGAACGCAUCCAAAUCGCCGGAAUCGUCCUCAUAGUGGACUGCUUCCAGACAACGAUGAUGCACUUUACCCUGUUCAAUCUGAGCGACAUGAAGAACAUGAUGCCGUACAUCAAUCAUCUGCUGCCGGUGCGCUGCAAGGAGAUCCACGUGCUGCGGCUGCCCAAGAUGAGCGUCACCCUGGUCGAUAUCCUGUUCACCUUCGUCAGUCCCAAGCUGAAGCAGCGAUUCUUCUUCCACAAAACGUUGAUCGACGCCAAGAAGUACCUGGACAAGAGCCUGCUGCCGUCCGAAUUCAACGGGACCAACGACUCGAUGGAGCUCUCGAAGCAGUUCCACCAGCAGGUUCAGGACUCCCGGGACGAGCUCAUUCUGCUGGAUCAGAUGGAAAUCGACGUUUCGGCCUAUUCGGCUCUCUGGAACCAAAACCACCCGUCGGCCAUCAACGGCAGCUGCGGAAAGGCCACCGAAAUCGAGUCCGGCAUGGUAGGCAGCUUCCGGAAGUUGAACAUCGAUUGAGCUUCGCUAGUAGCAAAGCAUUGAUUCGUAUUUUGGGUAGCAUCUUUACCGAUUCGCUGUAAAAUUAGCGUUAGGAAUCCGUUUGUCUACUUAGGUAUUCUGCAUAAUUUUGCCAAAAAACUCGUUUGUGUUCGGUUUUCAUUCGCUAUAUAUGUAAAAUAAAACAUUUUCAUCACUUAGUGUUUUUUUAGGUUCACGGCCAGAUUAGGUUGCGAAAUAGCAUUAACAUUUACAUAGGUUUGAAACUGGUCCUAACGGUGCAAAUAUUUAGGGUCAUGAUUAUUCAAUAGUUCAGAAAAACCAUUAGCUUAUUCAAACUCGUUCGCACAUUCAUAUGAUCAGAAUACUGGUCUGAACUUCCUUCCGAACAGGUUAUUUGUGGUUUAGUUUAGAAGAAAUUAGGCAAUCCAAACAGGAAAAUCAUGUUUAUAAAUAUUACUCAUCACUUUAUAACUCAUUUUU